AUGGCUCAGCAAAAGGACUUUGGAGGAACAGACACCUCCCACCACAACUUCAGCAGCUUCAGGAUCAAAAGCUUAGGAUGGGCUAACCCCUGCACAGAGAAGGGAGGGGGUUCUCCAACCCCCUUCCCCCCUGGAAAGCGGGGAAUAGCGGGCCGGGGGUGCUUGCGCGAAGUGGGGAGCUCCUGUGCGCUUUUUGGGGAGGGGGUCGGUAGUGAGAGUGGGCAGGAGAAGUGCAGGGCAAGGCAGGAGGGGGCUGAAACCAUUCGCAGGCUCCGUGCGGAGCCGGGAGGGGAUGUUGUCAUCUUUGUUUUGGUCGUGUUGUUUUGUUUUCCAGGGGAUUGGGACAAUAGCUGGAGUGGAUUAUUCAUUCCCGUAGGCAAUACUUCCCUGUAUGGGCUUCAGGAUGCAGUUGGAGGCUCGGGAACAAAGCGGGCAUCUAAUGUCAAGGCUCCUUCCGAGGAAGAAAUAAUUCUGCUGGGACCCCGUGCCUGGACUUUGGAGGGCAUGGCGCAGCGGUCUGAUCUGAAAGCACCGUCCCUGUGGGUAGAAACUCUCCUCUGCAUUGCGCGCCUUGCAAGAAAGGCAGCGAGGGGGCACUCGGAGUGACCAGGCAUCUGGCAUCAAGGAGCAGCCACCCGCUUCACGCUACUGCGGAGGGAAGUUUGUUCCCAAACCGAAUACUUUGUGGUGCUCGGUACUGGUGUCGAAUUGGUU
This is a messenger RNA of Harpia harpyja (harpy eagle), 714 nucleotides long. RefSeq lists its product as uncharacterized. The transcript has 3 exons. The record is from RefSeq and is a predicted model, not a curated record. Bases 1 to 606 code for a protein of 201 amino acids. Lineage: Eukaryota; Metazoa; Chordata; Aves; Accipitriformes; Accipitridae.